Enterobius vermicularis (human pinworm) is the source of this 402-nucleotide messenger RNA. The record is from the annotation of a GenBank genome assembly. Lineage: Eukaryota; Metazoa; Nematoda; Chromadorea; Rhabditida; Oxyuridae.
AUGAAGGACGGCUUUGAAGAUUCUCAGAUUGAUCAUGAAAAUCCACCAGUGUUUGCGGAUGUGGAGGAGAAUAAGAGAGCUUCUCCUUUGAUUGAGCGUAUUAGACUUACGAAACCAUGCUUUGGAGUUAUGCUAUCAUCGAUGUUCACAAACUACGCUGUAAUGAGUAUGUUAGUUUAUGGUUUCACCGGCGUUUAUCGAUAUGCUCUGAUUGCUGGAUUCAUAACAAUGCCGAUUUCUUCAGUUUUAACUGCUUGGGAUGCAGUUGUAGAUCGUGAAAAGUGGUAUCAAAAACAAGUUUUACUGCGACAAGGGAGGUUUCAAGAAGCUCACUCGAUGAAAACCGUAUUUGACUGGAGCGGAUAUGAGGCUGAAAUUGCCAGAACGUUAAAAAAUCGGUAG